GAUUUUGCCGAUAACGAUAACAACAACUUUUUCAUUUGCUGCUGGUGCCAAUUUAUAAGCAAUUUUUCAAUUAAAUUAACACAAAACUACAUAAAAAACACAACCAAAAUGUCGGCCAAGCAAAACUCCAAGAAAUCCAAAUGGGCGCUGGAUUUUAGUGUAAGCAAAAAUGCAGAUAUGCCAUCGCCGCCUGGCUACAAUCCGACGGCGCUUGUAAAUCAAACGGAGGUUGUGCGUGAUCAGCGUUUGGUAAUUAAGAAAUCAUGGGAUCUGGCGCUGGGACCGCUGAAACAAAUACCAAUGAAUUUAUUUAUCAUGUACAUGUCGGGCAAUUCAAUAUCCAUCUUCCCGAUAAUGAUGGUGGGCAUGAUGCUGAUACGUCCUAUAAAGGCGAUGUUCACAACUCAAGUCACCUCAAAAAUGGCCGAUGGUGCACAGGGCACCGGCCAGCGUAUCAUCUAUAUUCUGGGCAAUUUGGCGAAUGUCGCGCUGGCGCUUUAUAAGUGCCACAGCAUGGGUCUCCUGCCCACGCACGCCUCCGACUGGCUAGCAUUUGUGGAGCCUCAAACGCGCUUAGAAUAUUAUGGGGGUGGUGUUUCAUUUAUUUAGAUAACUUUAAAUUUUGCUUUAUUUGAUCAUAGAUAAAAUUUGUUUUAACACAGAAAAACUAAAUACAUAUAUUGUCUUUCCUAGCGAUCGGGUUGUCAAAACA
Messenger RNA from Drosophila grimshawi, 712 nucleotides. RefSeq names its product ER membrane protein complex subunit 4 (gene EMC4). The coding region runs from base 109 to 609 and encodes 166 amino acids. Lineage: Eukaryota; Metazoa; Arthropoda; Insecta; Diptera; Drosophilidae. Gene Ontology annotation, cellular component: EMC complex. The transcript has 3 exons. The record is from RefSeq and is a predicted model, not a curated record. Gene Ontology annotation, biological process: protein folding in endoplasmic reticulum.